Papilio machaon (common yellow swallowtail) is the source of this 1160-nucleotide messenger RNA. RefSeq names its product SAGA-associated factor 11 homolog (gene Sgf11). Bases 134 to 1072 code for a protein of 312 amino acids. The transcript is spliced from 4 exons. Lineage: Eukaryota; Metazoa; Arthropoda; Insecta; Lepidoptera; Papilionidae. The record is from RefSeq and is a predicted model, not a curated record. Gene Ontology annotation, biological process: positive regulation of DNA-templated transcription; regulation of transcription by RNA polymerase II. Gene Ontology annotation, molecular function: transcription coactivator activity. Gene Ontology annotation, cellular component: SAGA complex; DUBm complex.
CAACACCCAUCCCUAAUUCGGAGAUCCAGUCAGCUGUGUUUAUAUAUGAUUUUUGCUAAUUUAUAUCCAAGAACAGGAAUUCCUGGAGAGUGGUGAUUUGAUUUCGAAAAGGAUAUAUAUUUACUUUUCUAAGAUGAAUACAAUAGUAAGUGAACUUAGCAUGAACGAUCUCAAUAACAAGUUCUUUGAAAUAAUGCAAAACGAGAAAAAUGCAGAGGAAGCGGCCAGUUUUAUUUUUGAUAGUGUUUUUGACGAUGUUACUUUGGGUUUUAUGUUUGAGUUUCAUCAUGGUCUUAAAACUGGUCUGACAGAUUUAAUUGAGGGAGAAAAAGAGGAAGAUGACAGUUUUAAAAUAGUCAAUUCACCAGAAUGCGAUGUCUUUGGCCUAUCUGUGUUAAAAAAGACCCAAGAUACGAACUGUGUUUGCCCAAACUGCGAAAGACCUGUUUCCGCCACAAGGUUCGCACCUCAUUUAGAAAAAUGCAUGGGAAUGGGUCGCAAUAGUUCUCGUAUUGCAUCACGUCGAAUAGCAUCAAACAGCCGUGAGCCUACGUCGUAUGCUGGACUCCUGAGUGACGAUGAAGAUGACGCGGACUGGGCUGGUGGCUCACUUCACACUGAACGAAGGAAACGCAGGAUCAAGAACAACACUAGUAGAAAACCGACAAAAGUACAGAAAAACAACACCAGUCGUACCAACAAUGGUACCACUAACUCUGAUACUAACGACGGUGGGGCCACCUAUGAAACAAUGUCUGCUAACGAGAAGAAAAAUCUCCUACUUCAGAUAUGCGGUGUUGUUUCCGAACACACCAAAAAACUGUGUACAAGGUCGACACGUUGUCCACAACACACAGAGGAACAACGACGCGCUUUACGCAAUAGCGUUCUGGAACCUUCCACACCGGAAUCUCAAACUAUGGGUUUAACAGCUGAUGAUGCGGGAUCUCCUCCCGACUCCAGCCCAUCCUCCUCUUGUUCCUCAUCCAGUCGCAAACGUGACAGGCACCGCGCGCCGCCCAAACUUAAAGGUAAACGUGAAAGGAAUAUAUCACCUAAUGCCAGGGAUUAAAGUUGACAUUCCUUUGUACAUUGAAAAGGGUGUGUUCAGGUAAAAUGGUAUAUCAUUUUCUUAGUUUAUUCUGAUAUUUCUGGAAUUU